UGCUCCGUGUCAGUUCCAGUCAGUUCAUCCCCGACCAUCUCGGGUUGUUCGGCUAGCUGGUUUUUCGUUGUCAUUCGUUGCGUUGUUGUGUUGGAGUGUUUAUGGCUGUCGGCUGACAGUCUCUUCCUUCUCAUACGCGAGUGCGAGUACACGAGAAGUGGGUCAGUGUUUUCCGUGCCAAUUUGUGGGUUUACAGAGAUAUGUCUCCGGAUUCGGAUUAUACAUCUGGAUCGAAAAUGGGUUGACCGUAGGAGUAUCUCGAGUUUUAUUCUUUGCGACAAUCGCAUCGGUACGCGAGGAAGGAAGAAGAGGAACGGAACAUCUAGCGAUGCAAGACGAAGCGACGGUGAACAACAGCUUCGCAGCGGCGAGUCCUUUUACGGGCAUCGAGGAUUGAAAAUUUUGUGGAGAGGAGUGCCUCGCCCGCGGUGCGGAGGAGACGGAAUCUAGAUGCUAAGUAGAGCCAGAACAAAACCGAAGGGAAAAGAGUGAGCAAAAGAGAGGGUUGCGACAGACGGGAGGGAAGCGUAAGACAGAAAGAGAGAGGACGAGAAAAGGAGGGAUGGGCGCCGGGAUGGGUAGGAGCGGCACAAGCGGCGGUCUGCUCGAGGCACUUCCCACGGGAACUCCGCUCCACGUGGCGAUGCUCGGGCUCGACAGUGCUGGGAAGACGACUGCUUUGUAUCGACUCAAGUUUGAUCAGUAUCUCAAUACCGUGCCGACUAUCGGGUUCAACUGUGAGAGAAUCCGCGGCAGCAUCGGAAAAGCCAAAGGUGUUAGCUUUCUCGUAUGGGACGUUGGCGGACAGGAGAAGUUGCGGCCGCUGUGGAAAUCGUACACGAGAUGCACCGACGGUAUCAUUUUCGUUGUUGAUUCGUGCGACACCGAGAGGCUUGAGGAGGCGAAAAUGGAGCUCACCAGGACGGCGAGGAGUCCAGACAAUGCGGGCGUGCCGAUUCUAAUCCUCGCCAACAAGCAAGACUUGCCUGGCGCGAAAGAAGUUAGCGAGCUGGAGAAGCAUCUCGGAGUGUUGGAACUGGCAGGAAUGCCAGGCAGCUCUUGCAUUCGCGUGCAACCGGCGUGUGCUAUUACGGGCGAAGGACUUCACGAGGGCCUAGACACGUUGUACCAGCUGAUCUUAAAGCGGCGCAAGCUGGCCAAGCUGAAUCGGAAGCGGGCCAGGUAGGCCAGGGCUUCGGAAGACUGCACAUGCGUCUUCUGAUAUUGUCAAUCGCGGACAGCCUCUCCACUGUCGACGCUAUCCACAGCUUCCUCCUCGUCCUCCCUCGCUGAUCACGCGGAUGAGGUGUAGCACAGUGAUUCGAAAGAAGCGAAACGGUGCGAUCGCUUUCUUCCGACCUCUCGUUCUUAACGAAACUGACUGACGCUGUUGGAGCAGCCCGGAGCUCACGCCGUUGUCGCACGUAUAUGCACGAAUAUGCGUGUACGCGUGUGCGUGUACAUAUAAAUAUAUGUUGGUUGUAGAACUGCAUAAAUAUGAAAAAAAA
Molecule: messenger RNA, 1508 nt
Organism: Ooceraea biroi (clonal raider ant)
Lineage: Eukaryota; Metazoa; Arthropoda; Insecta; Hymenoptera; Formicidae
Gene: Arl4
Product: ADP ribosylation factor-like 4
Molecular function (GO): GTPase activity; GTP binding
Source: RefSeq, a predicted model, not a curated record